AUGGCCAAUAUCUUCCGCCAAGCCAUCUCAUGGCUCUACACCACCCUCGCCGUCUCCAUCCUCGGCAUCUGGACCCUCCUCAUCCUGGCCUGUGUCGGAAUUACAGCCGUCGACUCGAACCCAGGCCUCCUCCAGCUGAUCGCCUUACCCUCCCUCCUAACCUUUCUCGUCGCAAAGCUCAUCGUCGCCGCCUCCCCCUCAACGACGGUUCAGCAAACAACGGCAAACGCCCGCAACGCCGCCGCCACCGGCGGUAACCUAGCAACCUGGCUCGCAACAGCAGACUACGGCUCCCCCCACGGCGCCCUCGUCCUCUUCCUCUUCUCCGUAACCUGGCUCCUGCACCUCGCGCGCGUAGUCCUUGCGCUCUUCGUCGUCGUCCUAAUGGGCGCCUUCUUCGUCUUCGCCUCUACGCUCGACGUCGCCGACAAGGAGGAGACGGCGGCGAACGGCGAAGGGAUGUUCUCCGACGAAGGCGCGCGCAAAAACUUCACCACGGCGCUUACUGCGUUUGAAGAGCAGGCGGGCAUCGGACUGGGCGACUAUGUCGCCGACAACCCCUGGGUCAUCUUCCAGGUGUUUGUGGCGCUCUGGGGCAUGAUGAAUCUUCUGCUCAUGUACCUCUUUGUGUAUGCGUUCGGAGCGAUUCGUAAGGUGUUGACGACGCCGCUUGAGACGUGGGCGAGGAGUGGUCAGGAACCGCCGGCGCCUGCUCUGGUGGCGGGAGGGAGUCCGGCAACGGCGGCGGCCGCAGGGGCGGCACCGGUCCCUGGAGUUGUCGUUGAGAAGGAGAGGGUUGUCGCGCCGGCCGUGGCGCAGCCUGCGAACUGA
This is a messenger RNA of Colletotrichum orchidophilum, 831 nucleotides long. RefSeq lists its product as uncharacterized. The transcript has a single exon. The record is from RefSeq and is a predicted model, not a curated record. Bases 1 to 831 code for a protein of 276 amino acids. Lineage: Eukaryota; Fungi; Ascomycota; Sordariomycetes; Glomerellales; Glomerellaceae.